AUGGCUGCCAAGGUACGCGACAUCAAGUUCGAGUUAGUGACUCUGGCGGUGAUAGUCGCGGCGGCAUGCCUCCUGUCGUCUGGGAGCUGGCGAAAAAACCGCCUUAUUUCGUGGCUGACGCGUUUUAACAGCUCUUUUGACAAUAUUUACCAGCUACUACCGAUACUGCAAAAGAAUUCACGAGCGUUGUUUCUCGUAUUCAACGACCUUGCCAGUGCCAUCAACAGCGUAGCCGCAGCUCACAAUGGUGAAACCCCUCUCUCUAAAGAGUCUGUGCGGGCCCUUUUGAACCAGGAAUGGGUCCAGCUAAAACUAAGGAAGGCACAGGAUUCCGUACUGGAGGAAUUUGGCUUGGACGCUUCAGGGCUUGACGAAGCCAUAGAACGAUUUCGAAACGAUGACCAAGUGCAAAUGUACAUCAAUGGAGUAGAGAUGAUGUACAACGCGGUGCUGGACGGCGGCUACCCACGGUGCCCAGGUGUUGAGCAUUGUGAGGGAAUGACGAAACAGUUUGUUCUCUCGGUUAUUGCUAAGGUAGUUAGCGCUAAGCAAACAAUGUUAAGCGAGAGUGCCAACAACGUGGGCCUCUCAGAUCGCAUCGAAAUUGAAGUGGUGUAUCGAGAGAUGCAACGCUUGGGUUAUACUACGCCAUUGGACGCAGUUAUCGCAUUCAAAAACACAGAAAACUGCUAUCAAUACGACUUUGAGUUCGUGCAGGCGCGUCAACGGUUGUACUUAGGUUAUGUGGGAGAAUUUGUAUCAGAUGCCCCGAACUCUGAAGCAGACGCCCCGCAAGUAAGUGCGGAAGAGCUCCGUCUCAUGCUCGAGACUCUGGAGGCCGAUAGUCCCCUCUUCCUAAUGGUAUUUGACGGCGACUCUGCGACUCCUGAGUUUGUUUCACUGGUAAAGAGGCGAGCGGAAGAUGAACCGAAGGCAACGCUUGCGUGGAUAACCCUUACCGACAGCCCACAGGAAUAUGUCUGCAAAACGUACCCAGCGGCACUGCGGUUCUUGGGAGGAAAGUUUGAGGCUCUGCCGCCUACUUUACACACUUCAGAGAUGGCCAAUGCUAACGGAGGUCAAUCGAGGGCCGCUAAGCCCAAGGGGAGUGCCAAGAAAAGACGCGAUGGAGCAUAUAUAAGGCCCACGGCUGUGACUGAGCAGGCUACAAAAACGAAAAAAUCUGAAUUAGUCGUUGCCGUCAAGACCUCUAAGGCUGUACCGACACAGGUUGUCAGAAAAGGUCGAAGGAGUGAAACUAAAAAGGUGCGCAACGAAAAGAGCACCGUACAAGUAAAGGCUCAACUCCCAGAGAAACACGGUGACGAGGCGCCCAAGCGUUCAACCUCCACUAAGCGUAAACGUGAAAUGUAUAUUGAAGAAGAAAAUGUUAAGAAUGUUGAACCUGUAGCGAAACGUCAGGCAACUUCUAAUGUUAUGAGCAGGACGCUGGGAUUUGUCGUCACCCGCAUCAUGAGCGGAAUUCAACGUGCCACGCGCAUUACAAAUGUGCUACUCUCCUCGGUUAUAUCACCCUUCUCACGACACCACUGA
Molecule: messenger RNA, 1554 nt
Organism: Babesia sp. Xinjiang
Lineage: Eukaryota; Apicomplexa; Aconoidasida; Piroplasmida; Babesiidae
Exons: 5
Coding region: 1-1554 (517 amino acids)
Source: RefSeq, a predicted model, not a curated record